GUUUAUAAAUAUAAAUAUCGAAGGCAAAGAAAAAUCCUGUGCCGCCGGCUUGUCCAACUCCGUUUCAGAUCUAUCGCUCAACUCGUACCCGUCGAUCUCAGAAAAUGGCUUUAGGUGGAACAGCUCCCCCCAGAGGAAGCGCCGCUGCCACUGCAAGUAUGCGCAGGAGGAGAACUACUGGUGGAGGAGCUUCGGGAGGGGCAGCUGGAACUAUGCUUCAAUUUUACACAGAUGAUGCACCAGGACUUAAGAUUUCCCCAAAUGUGGUUCUUGUAAUGAGCAUUGGCUUCAUAGCUUUUGUUGCCAUCCUUCAUGUGAUGGGUAAACUGUAUUUUGUGCGCAGAGAGGCUUGAGGCUUAGCAGAGCAGAGUAUUUAAAGUUUAUGUAUUCUUAAUUUUUCAUUUUAGAUACAAAAUAUUUUAUGUUAAAUGAUAAAAGUUGGAUUUUUAGGCUUGGAUCUUUCCUUUCUUUUCCUAAUCAUGUUUUUUUGUGUUGGGCAAUGUAUUUCUUUUCUCGUAUUCUUUGUUUUUAAUCUUAAUAGCUUUGGUUGAUAGGAGAAUUCGAUGCCAGUUGGAAAUCAUAUUUCAGUGAAAUGUUGUGUUUCUACAAUAAGAAGCUUGCAUGUAGCUUUAGCUGCA
Messenger RNA from Neltuma alba, 638 nucleotides. Its product is annotated as protein transport protein Sec61 subunit beta-like. Lineage: Eukaryota; Viridiplantae; Streptophyta; Magnoliopsida; Fabales; Fabaceae. The record is from RefSeq and is a predicted model, not a curated record. The transcript has 2 exons. Bases 105 to 353 code for a protein of 82 amino acids. Gene Ontology annotation, cellular component: Sec61 translocon complex. Gene Ontology annotation, biological process: intracellular protein transport.